UGCUAACACAGCGCAUCACACAGAGAAAUAAAAAUGAAUUAUUCGGAUUACGACUCGGACGGCUAUUCCUCAAAUGAAGAUAAAGACUAUGUCCCUUCUGAUGAUAAUCUGAGCGAGGAUGACAUGAAUGAAUGUGAAAAGGAGGACGCACUGGAAGGGGAGGAUAAUGAUGCGCAGCAGUCAGAGCAUGUGAAGAAGAAAAAGAAGAAAACUAAAGCAAACAUCCCUAUGAGGAAAAGGAAAAAAGGAGGCCUCAAACUAGAAGAAGAUGCUGAGGGUUGUUCAGCAGACCAACAGAAAGGUGAAGAUGGGCCAAAAGAAGAUCAUUUUGUAACGGAGUCAAAAGAGGACAAUGAAGAGAAACAGAAGAAGAAAGCAGAUGAUAUUUGGGCUAGUUUUUUGAGUGAUGUUGGCUCUCAACCCAAAGGAGCAGCUGCAAGUACGGGCUCUCAGCAGUCCACAUCUACAACUGGCAUAGAUAAGCCCAGUAAACCCCCUACAGUGUCUCAGCAGCAGGAGGACAAACCAAAAGAAUCCUCCAAAAUCACAAUUACCAAGGUGUUUGAUUUCGCAGGAGAAGAAGUUCGGGUCACCAAAGAGGUGGACUCAGACUCACGAGAGGCCAAGAGUUUUCUGAAGGAGGAGGAGAAGGUACUGAAGGAGAAAGAAGAGUCCUCUGAGCCACAGCCAUCCGUACCGCUCUCCUCUGGAUCCAGUGCGAAGAGGCCAGUGGGCAUGGGGAGCAUCCUGAAUCGCAUCGGAGCCAAAAAGCAGAAGAUGAGCACUUUGGAGAAGUCUAAGAUGGACUGGGAUGCCUUUAAAACAGAGGAGGGCAUUUCAGACGAGCUGGCAAUCCAUAAUCGAGGCAAAGAAGGGUACGUGGAGCGAAAGCACUUCCUAGAGCGAGUGGACCACCGGCAGUUUGAGUUGGAGAAGAGUGUGCGUCUGAGCAACAUGAAACGGUGACACGAGGAGAGAGCAGAUACAUUCACUGAUCAAAACACAGACUGUCUCAUAUUCACACACACCCUGCAUACACUCUCAGUUGUCUUUGUCAUAUAGGUGGAAUGGCCUGUAGCCCCCCCCCAAAACAAAAACUGGUCUGCCUUCACAAUCUGAAUGUACAGCUCCCAUAUUGUCUUUUCCUACUUCCGCUCUUCCUUUGUCCAAUAUUGCAUGUCCACGUUUAUCAGGGCUUCUUUAGUAUGAAAGAGGAACAGCUCAAGAUGUUUUUCUUCUCAAGGAAUUCCUCAAAAACCUCAUUUUAUAAUUCAUUGAGGUACAUCCUAACCAUUCAGUAAGAGUGACAUUAAUGGGAAAGAAAACCUCAUUAAGAUGCACAGAUUAAACUGACUUCUUUGUUCUGACAGUGAGGAUUUUUUGUAAAUGUAAACGCCCUAUAGUGAUGCUGUUUACACACAGGCAUUUAGGUAUAUUCUUUUAUUUGAUGUUAAAAUGAAAGUGCAGUUGUUUUUGUUUUUCCCAUGCGUACUUACUACUGUCUUAAGAAUUUAUUUUGUUAAGAGUGGUUGUAUGGUAAUUACCCCGCCGUCAUUUUAAUCGUGUUUCACUGACAGAAAUAAAUCAUGUCAUUGAGUUUGGACACUUUCUUUUUAAA
Messenger RNA from Sinocyclocheilus rhinocerous, 1618 nucleotides. RefSeq names its product craniofacial development protein 1-like. The coding region runs from base 34 to 966 and encodes 310 amino acids. Gene Ontology annotation, cellular component: Swr1 complex. The record is from RefSeq and is a predicted model, not a curated record. NCBI's taxonomy places the organism in Eukaryota, Metazoa, Chordata, Actinopteri, Cypriniformes, Cyprinidae. The transcript has 7 exons.